This is a messenger RNA of Eremomyces bilateralis CBS 781.70, 1677 nucleotides long. RefSeq lists its product as uncharacterized. NCBI's taxonomy places the organism in Eukaryota, Fungi, Ascomycota, Dothideomycetes, Eremomycetales, Eremomycetaceae. Gene Ontology annotation, molecular function: zinc ion binding; sequence-specific DNA binding. Gene Ontology annotation, biological process: regulation of DNA-templated transcription. Bases 1 to 1677 code for a protein of 558 amino acids. The transcript has 5 exons. The record is from RefSeq and is a predicted model, not a curated record.
AUGGUUAGCCCGACGUUUCCUUUUCUCGGUGCUGCUCGCAUGGGGAGUAUUGGCGGACCCAGCGGGACCGUUCCCGUUGGACACCAUGCCAUGGCCGGUACUCCGUCAUCACAAUCGCCGUUUGCUUCUUCCACGCCCACUGCUGCGGCCACGACGUUUUCAUUCACCUAUCCCAACGAUCCCUCUAUGACAGGGCAUAACGGAUUGAUAUCACCCCCUGGGUCACGCCGAACGUCUGGGGACGAUAAGGAUCAACGAAAAGCUCCAGCGACUGCACCUCAGCGACAAUCACUCCCGUCCAUCCACGAGGCCCUUCGUUCCGAUCCGGUUUCUCCUUUUGCGGUUCAACCACCAUCAAACGCAUCCCCUCGCGGUCACAAUGCCUACCCACAACCCGUUCCUCCGCAGUCUGUUACCGCAUCCGGCCCAACAGAUCCGUUCAAGAAGUCAUACCCUUCAGAGUCCAUGCCUGGGUCCUCAUCAACCCCGCAUCUUCAACAUCCGCAGACCUCAUCGUCAUCCACGUCAUUCUUGAGCAAACCUCCGCAGCCAAUACAUGCUCCUCAACCGCCUCCAAAUCCUCCUGACCAGAUUCCGUCGUUUUCCAAUAUCCCCUCAAGCUCACAUAACUCAAAAUUCUCUCUCCAUCCUCCCAACACUACAAGUACCGUGUCGUCUCCGAACGCUACCCGACCGAUGCCCUUCCCGCCGUACCCAGCUACCCAUUCCCACUCUCAGCUUCCAUCUCCCGGGUUUGAUCACUCUCCGCACCCGCCACAGUCCGCCUCCACUGUGCCUCCUCCCCCUCCACAGCCUUCCACACCGUUUGCAUAUCAUUCACAGUUUCCACCCCCAUAUCCGUACUCGCAGCAACCACAUCAAACCCAGCAACCAGGUUCUUCCCAACCAGGACAGCAACCGGGCGGAGCAACAGCUUCGGGGUUCCCCCCUGCACCUCCGAUGCCAUUUGCGGGGCCGCCAAGACCCGGAACCGAGACAUACGGUGCGAACAUCAAGCGUCACUUAGAAAGUUUCGACUUCGAGUCAUCCUUGAACGAGAUCGCCGAAGGUUCCGGGCAGAUACUCGAUUUCGCCAAGCACUUCGGCCAGCGGCCGCCACCUCCCGCACCGCAUGGGAUGCCACCCCACCACCGCUCCAGCAUCGCGCUACCGUCCCCGACGGAUGUGGACACGCUUCUGCAAAAAGGGCAGCGGGUCCAAGAGGCCUUGAUGCGCAUCCGAGAGUUCGCGCUGAACCAGCAGGCCAUCGCGGAGCAGGAGCACGAGGCGCGGUUCAAAGGCAACGGGAUGUUUGCGGGGGGUGCGGUCGGUGGAGCGAUGGAUCGGUAUGAGUAUGAUGUGGAUACGAAGGGUGGUGGGGCAGGCGGGUAUCCACCCGAUGCGAAGAAGAGGCGAGGGAGAGCGGCACCCCCUGGUCGAUGCCACAGUUGUAAUCGAGCGGAAACACCGGAGUGGAGGAGGGGUCCGGAUGGAGCAAGGACUUUGUGUAAUGCUUGCGGACUACACUACGCGAAGCUCACCAGGAAGAUGGGCGCUAAUAAUAAGACCGCAAUUGGAUCAUCGAAUCUAAGACCUAAGAGCAUCGGUCCCAGUUCACCUCCGCAGCCCGGAUCCCAUGAUACGGCAUCUCCCGAUCUACAUCCUGCGCGGAUCUAA